UUGUCACGGGCCCUUCGUACAAAAACAAAAUUCUUCUGUUCAUUUUCAUUCUCCCUGUUUUCUCUCCAUUUUUCCUCUGAGCAAAAUCGUUGCAGUCUUAAGCUUCCUCAGUUUCCAGGGUACAAAAGACCAAAUAUGCCGGCCAUUCAUAUCUUGAGUAUCAUUGGCCCCUUUUCCAUUGUAUCACGGAAAUGAUGAUUUCUUUUCUUCAGAAAUUCAAACCUUUUCUUCUGUUUUUGAUCACAAUCUUUGUGCUGAAUUUCGGAUUCAUCACUUGCGCAACAUUCUGGAAUCUUCCCAAAUGUUUAGAUGAAUUUAAUACCUCGGCAAGUUAUCAAUCUGACGUUCAAUCCCUGAUGGAAGUUUUGUCCUUCAAAUCUUCCCAACAUACCUUCUACAAUGAUUCUUUUAAAGGAAUCUAUGGCCUGUUUCUCUGCAGAGGUGAUGUUGAUAGUAGCACUUGCCAAAACUGCAUCAAUGACGCUACCAUAGAUCUUCCAAAAAUUGCUCUUCUUCUUAUCGAGGUGGAGUCAUCAGACUCCUAUGUCUACAUGAGGAAUCUAGAACACAAUACUUCAUCUGAAGACGAUUCGGCGGUACUUGAUUUGCUAAAUGAAGCGAUUGAGCGAGCUCAGAACUCACCUGAGCUAUAUGGGACCCGGAAAGGAGUUGUGCCUAGGGUGGGCAGGGUGGCGCUUCUUAACCCAAGUUGCCUUGCAAGAUUUGAAGAAUACGCUUUUUAUUUAGCAGCACCACAACCUGCUCCUGCAGCACCACAGCCUGCUCCUGCAGCACCUCAGCUUGUUCCUGCAGUUCCAGGUCUCAUGCCCAAUAGAGGGAAUGGGGUAAAAAAGACAAAGGUUGUGAUCAUCUCUGUAUCAUCAUUAGCAGCUGCCCUUGCAUUCAUUCUCGCUGGCUUCUUAUGUUUUUCAUUCUGCAGGAAAGGACUGAAAGGUAUAAAUGAAGCUGAAGAAGAACACAGUGAGGAGGUGCAUUGCUUUAGGUUAGCUGAAAUGCAGGGUGCAACAAACGAUUUCUCUGAUGCCAAUAAGCUGGGAGGAGGUUUUGGUCCUGUUUACAAGGGAAAAAUGCAUAAUGGGAAGGAAGUUGCUGUCAAAAGGCUUUCAAUGACAUCAAGUCAAGUAAAGAAAGAUGAAAAACUUCUUGUCUAUGAGUACAUGGCCAACACUAGCUUGGAUGUUUUUCUCUUUGAUUCGAAAAAAUGCAAGCUAUUAGACUGGGAGACAAGGGCAAAUAUCAUCAAUGGGACUGCAAAGGGCUUGCAAUAUCUGCAUGAGGAUUUGCGGCUAAAAAUAAUCCAUAGGUAUUUAAAGGCAAGCAAUAUUCUCUUGGAUGAUGAGAUGAACCCCAAGAUAUCAGAUUUUGGUAUUGCUAGAAACUUUAGAGUUAAAAAAAUGGAAGCCAACACUGACAUAAUUAUAGGAACAUGUGGAUACAUAGCACCAGAAUAUGCACAAGAAGGUGUGAUUUCAAUAAAAUCAGAUCUUUAUAGCUUUGGAAUCCUAAUGCUAGAAAUAAUAAGCGGUAAAAAGAACAGGGGAUUGUCCGCCUCAGAUUGUAGGCAGAGCCUUAUAACAUAUGCAUGGAUGCUACGGAGUGAAGGUAAAGCAGAUGACUCUGCGCAUCGGCCUACAAUGUCUUUAGUUGUUAUCAUGCUUGGUAGCAACUCAGUAAACCUCCCCCAACCAUCAACAGCCUCGUAUUCUGCAGCGAGAUUAAUUGCGAUGUCUGAUCAUUCUUCAAGUAGUGGAGGAAAGGAGGGAUCUCAUAUAUCCGAUCAAUCUUCAACCACCACUACUACCAAACUGACGAAUGAAGCUGCCAUGAAAUGGCAGCAAUGAAGCUGCGAUUGGACAGCAAGAAAGCAGCAAGUUAGCUGCAUUGUUAUGUUCAUUUUGAUAACAGAAAAUUGAAACAGCAAAUCUCCAAGAUGAUGCUGUGUAAAUGAAGAUGAACGCUUCAA
Rubroshorea leprosula is the source of this 1984-nucleotide messenger RNA. NCBI's taxonomy places the organism in Eukaryota, Viridiplantae, Streptophyta, Magnoliopsida, Malvales, Dipterocarpaceae. The record is from the annotation of a GenBank genome assembly.